AGCCUCAGAAUCCCUCUAGGCCUCUGCUUGUGAAUAAAUCCUCCCCAGCUUCUCCUGUCUUCCCGGGGAGCAAGGUCUCCCCUGGGUUCACAUGCUGGACCCCACCAGGUCAGCUGGGCCCUCAGCUGAGACAGGGAGAAGGUGACAGCUGGCUGGGGGAACCCUGCAAAUCAGCCCUACGUGAGCAGGUGUUCAUUGCCCAUGCCAAGACCAGGAACAGCUUGAGGGCCUCAGAGAGAGUGCUGGUGGGACAGACACACAAAGGCCCUUUGUUGCAGCCAGGGCAGCUUCCUGGAGGGAUGCCUCAGAGGCUGACUGCUCCCUGAAGGGGCUGGAGUAGGGGCAUCCCAUCACAGAACUGGUGGCCCCAGCACCAGGAAGAACCACCGUGUGCCAGGGUUGAAUGUGGCUUCUGAAGCCCGAACUAUAAGGAAGCAGCCAGAGAGGUGGGGCACCUGGGCGAGCCUCUGCCCAGGCCAUGUUUGCAGUAAGUCAUGGCAAAUCAUGAAUUGAGAGGUGGUUCUCAAAACAGCCCUCGUGACCACUUCCCUGACCACCACCCCCACCCACCAAAUGCCAGUGACUGCACAGAUGGGCCCUCUUUCUCCUACCCCAAGUCUCCUCACUGCAGGGGAACCCCUGGGGUGAGCCUGUGAGGUCUGCCCCUCCCCCAGCAUGUACAGAAAAGCUCACAAUAAUUACGCAUUUAACACACAUUUCCUCCUUUAUGAGUUGGGGACAUUAAGAGACCUUUCCUCCAGCAUUAGGAUUAAGUCAGACAGAGCACUUAAAGCUGUAAGCACCGAGUCCUUGGUUCUGUACAGAAAUCCUCAGGCCAGUUCAAAGACAGAGUUGCUGGGCGCACCCUGGCAGGGCAAUUACCUCACAGUGUAGGGGAAUCCAGAGAGGUGGGCAGGACAGGCAGUGCUUUGAUUAGCCCUGCCUUCUCCUCCCUCCUCCUGUGGCCAGAGGCAGGCAGGAGGGCCCCAGGCAGCAGUCCCGCCUACCCUCCGCCCCUUCUUCAGUCUUGCACGCCUCCAGGGCUGGAAAGCUCAUUCUUCUUCUUCCUCCCAGCAGCUCUGCCUGGAAGUCCCCCAAUCGCUGUGCUCCUGCCCCCAGAUCGUGGGCUUAGGGGACAGCAAGAAAGCUGCAAAGGACUCAGCUGGGGCGGCCCCACAAGGACCCCACAGGCUUGAGGCGUUGCCAGGAUUCUAUCCCAGGCGGUUUUCUGGGUCCCCCAGAGCCCUCUCAAGCACAGGGAGGCAGAAGGGUCCUCGCCCAUUUCAGGAAUCUGCAGCCUGGAGGCCACAGCCAUGGCAGGACCCCGAUACCCAGUUUCAGUGCAAGGGGCAGCCCUGGUGCAGAUCAAGAGGCUCCAAACGUUUGCCUUCUCCGUGCGCUGGUCAGAUGGCAGCGACACCUUCGUGCGCAGGAGUUGGGAUGAAUUCAGGCGGCUCAAGAAGACCCUCAAGGAGACUUUCCCGGUGGAGGCAGGCCUGCUGCGGAGAUCUGACCGCGUUCUCCCAAAGCUUCUCGGUCAGGCCAGCCUGGAUGCACCACUGUUGGCACGCGUGGGGCGCACGAGCCGCGGCCUGGCGCGCCUGCAGCUGCUGGAAACCUAUUCUCGGAGGCUGCUGGCGACCGCAGAGCGCGUGGCACGGAGCCCAGCGAUCACUGGCUUCUUCGCACCACAACCCCUGGACCUGGAGCCCGCGCUGCCACCCGGCAGCCGGGUGAUCCUGCCCACCCCAGAGGAGCCGCCUCUCUCUCGCGCUGCGGGCCGCCUCUCCAUCCACAGUCUGGAGGCUCAGAGCCUGCGCUGCCUGCAGCCCUUCUGUACCCAGGACACGCGGGAUCGACCUUUUCAGGCGCGGGCCCAGGAGAGCCUGGACGUGCUGCUGCGGCAUCCCUCAGGCUGGUGGCUGGUGGAGAACGAAGACCAGCAGACGGCCUGGUUUCCAGCGCCCUACCUAGAGGAGGUGGCCCCGGGCCAGGGCCGGGAGGGAGUCCCGUCCCUAGGGAGCAGCGGUCCCCAGUUCUGUGCUUCCCGCGCCUACGAGAGCAGCCGCGCAGAUGAGCUGUCCGUGCCCGCGGGGGCGCGCGUGCGCGUGUUGGAAACGUCAGACCGCGGCUGGUGGCUGUGCAGGUACGGCGACCGGGCGGGCCUACUCCCCGCGGUGCUACUGCGGCCGGAAGGGCUGGGCGCGCUCCUGAGCAGGACGGGGUUCCGUGGAGACAGCCCUGCGGGUGAGGCCUGGGGCUUCCCAGAACCCUCCCAGGCCACCGCCCCUCCCCCCACCGUGCCCACCCGACCUUCGCCGGGCGCCAUCCAGAGCCGCUGCUGCACCGUCACACGCAGGGCCCUGGAGCGGCGCCCACGGCGCCAGGGCCCCUCUCGAGGAUGCGUGGACCCUGUGCCGCACCCCACGACGGAGCAGUGAGCGCGAGGAUCCCGAUGAGGGGAUGGACCGCGCCAUCCCAGGGCUGGGGAGGAGCGGGGAGGGCGGAUCUCCCUGGCCAGCAGGGAUGGGAGGGGGCCAUUUGCUGUUCCUCUCAGUAAAGCUUGUUCUGAAUGA
Molecule: messenger RNA, 2576 nt
Organism: Symphalangus syndactylus (siamang)
Lineage: Eukaryota; Metazoa; Chordata; Mammalia; Primates; Hylobatidae
Gene: NOXO1
Product: NADPH oxidase organizer 1
Biological process (GO): superoxide anion generation
Cellular component (GO): cytoplasm
Molecular function (GO): phosphatidylinositol binding; protein binding; superoxide-generating NADPH oxidase activator activity
Source: RefSeq, a predicted model, not a curated record